Panicum virgatum (switchgrass) is the source of this 832-nucleotide messenger RNA. RefSeq lists its product as uncharacterized. Gene Ontology annotation, molecular function: calcium ion binding. The transcript is spliced from 4 exons. The record is from RefSeq and is a predicted model, not a curated record. Lineage: Eukaryota; Viridiplantae; Streptophyta; Magnoliopsida; Poales; Poaceae. Bases 92 to 610 code for a protein of 172 amino acids.
UCUGUUAAACCAAAAUCACACACACUCCAGCAAGAUACUUUUAUUUCCGUUCCCCUUUUCCAAAGCCCCAUCAAGUCCUCCGCCGUCGGCCAUGGGGCAAGCCUGGGGCUCUCUCCAAGAUAAACUGCAAGGGCGGCGGUGGAAGGAGCGGCAGGUGCGGAAGAUCACCGACAAGGUGUUCGACCGCCUGACGGAGGACGCCCAGAAGCGCGAGAAGGAGGCCCUCACCUUGGAGGAGGUCUACAUCGCGGUCCUCUGCGUCUACAAUGAUAUCAACAAGUACUUGCCGGGGCCGCACCACGAUCCCCCGUCCAAGGAGAAGCUCAAGGCAAUGAUGGAUGAGUACGACGUCAACCUGGACGGCCUCCUGGACCGCGAGGAGUUCGCGGAGUUCAUCCGGAAGCUGACGGCGGACUCGCUGUGCUCCAUCAGCCUGAAGCUCGUGAUCACGCUGGUGGCCGCGCCGGCGCUGGCGAUGGCGACCAAGCGGGCGACCGAGGGCGUCCCCGGCGUGGGCAAGGUGGUGCGCAAGAUGCCCAACGCGCUCUACGCGUCGGCCAUCACCCUGGGCGUCGUGCUGGUGCAGAAAUCCUCCGAGGGCGUCGAGUGACUCGCCAAUCGGAGCAGCAGCGCGCCGUUAUGUGCCUGCCAUAGGCUGGAGCUGCAGCAGGGUAUCUAGGAUAGAUGCUGCUUUCGACUUGUUCGAGCGAUGCUGUGAUCAAACAAACAUCUGAUGUGAUUUAUUAUGGUCUGGGUGCCGAUCCUGUGAAUUGUCUUGUCAUGAACAAUUUAGGAAGUGAACAAUAAAGCUGUACUCCUUGUUAUGCUUUUU